Messenger RNA from Hylaeus volcanicus, 973 nucleotides. Its product is annotated as DNA repair protein XRCC3-like. Gene Ontology annotation, cellular component: replication fork; Rad51C-XRCC3 complex. Bases 188 to 973 code for a protein of 261 amino acids. Gene Ontology annotation, biological process: telomere maintenance via recombination; t-circle formation; resolution of mitotic recombination intermediates. The record is from RefSeq and is a predicted model, not a curated record. Lineage: Eukaryota; Metazoa; Arthropoda; Insecta; Hymenoptera; Colletidae. Gene Ontology annotation, molecular function: ATP-dependent DNA damage sensor activity; four-way junction DNA binding; ATP binding. The transcript has 5 exons.
CUAUUUGAUAACUUUAUUAAUUGAAAUAUAGCAGUGUUUCUCAAAUUUUAUUUUCCCGCCAAAAAUGACCACCAAGGAACAACGUAUCUGCCAUAUUGUAGAAUGUAUCGAACAAUUCGUAGAUCUAUAUCAACGUGAUAUCAAACAAUAAAAAGUUUCAACAAAUACGUCUAAAACGAUAGAAUUAAUGGAAGAUUACUUUGAAAGCGCGAAAAUAACAAGGGAACGUGAAAAAUUUCUCACAACGGGUUGCUCGAAAUUCGAUACGUUGCUUCAAGGUGGUAUCACUACGCGCGGGAUUACACAAAUUUAUGGAGCAUCCAGUACAGGAAAAACUCAAUUAGCUUUGCAAUUAUGUUUAACUGUACAAUUACCCGUAAGAGAGGGUGGCUUCGCUGCUGGUGCCGUAUAUAUUUGCACUGAAUCUGUUUUCCCAUCAAGACGAUUACAACAAUUGAUACAAACGUUAGAAGCUACUAAGAAACAUGGAAUAAACGGUGACUUGAUAUUCGUGGAACAUGUUUCGACUAUUGAUGAACUUGAAAUAUGUUUACUUCGUAGAAUUCCAAUAUUAAUGUCUGCAUAUAAAAUAGGAUUAAUAGUUGUCGAUUCGAUUGCUGCUCCAUACAGGGUAGAAGAUUGGAAGGAUGAAUCUAACAAUAGGGCAAAGAGCUUAAGAACAAUUGGACAACAAUUACAUACAUUAUGUGAAAACGAUGUUUGCAUAGUUUGUAUCAAUCAGGUAUCAGCAAUUGUUCACGAUAAUGUGCUGAAUGAUAAUUUGAGCGAGCGACCAUCUUUAGGAACGACAUGGUCGAGCAUGAUAACAAGCUCCAUACUGUUCUAUAGAAUAGAUACUCUAAGAUAUGCUUGCAUCAAAUUAUCAUCAAAUUUGCCGGAAAUAACUAUCCGAUUUGAAGUACAAGGAUCUGGAGUUAAAGCGAUAGAACAAAUAAUACAAAAGAAUUUUUAA